Exaiptasia diaphana is the source of this 994-nucleotide messenger RNA. RefSeq lists its product as uncharacterized. NCBI's taxonomy places the organism in Eukaryota, Metazoa, Cnidaria, Anthozoa, Actiniaria, Aiptasiidae. The record is from RefSeq and is a predicted model, not a curated record.
AGAUACAGAGGACAAUAUCAGAAGGGGCCGGGCCAUGUCAAGGGCGAUCGUGGAUCAGUGGAGAAUGCACCUGGAAGAUACAGAGGACAAUAUCAGAAGGGGCCGGGCCAUAUUAAGGGCGAUCGUGGAUCAGGAGAGAAAGCACCUGGAAGAUACAGAGGACAAUACCAGAAGGGGCCGGGCCAUGUUAAGGGUGAUCGUGGAUCAGGGGAGAAUGCACCUGCCAGAUACAGAGGGCAUUAUCAGAAGGGGCCGGGCCAUGUCAAAGGUGAUCUUGGAUCCAGACCGAAUAGAUACAGAGGACACUAUCAAAAAGGACCGGGCCAAAGAAUGAAUGCUAGUGUUCAUAAUAUGACAAACGAACAGCAAAGGAGAGAAUGGACGCAAAGAUUCUGGGGUUCGUUUGAUAACCAUAUUCAACGUGGUCGUGGAACACCACAAGACAGAGKACACUAUCAAAAAGGCCCGGGYCAUUACAAGGGUGACCKUGCGUCCAGACCAAAAGGACCAGRCAGAUAUAGAGGACAUUACCAGAAAGGACCMGGACAUGACAAGGGUGAUCGUKCAUCCAGAYCAAAAGGACCAGGCAGAUAUASAGGACACUACCAGAAAGGACCGGGACAUGAUAAGGGCGAGGAUAGAACCACUAGUUCGCCAACUAUUGAGUUACAAUCAAGCACUGCUUCAAGUCUCUUUGAAAACCAAAGUACUSCAACGACCAGCCUUGGUACGGAGCACAACGUCCAACAGACGAUGCAAAGCACGACAGCUAGUUACACUGGCACGCAAACAACUGAUGCAAAAGUUACAACAAACGUUGUAACUGAUUCAGAUGUGAAAUCAAGUGGUAGAGUUGAAGAGACAACGACAAGAGUUCCUCCUACCAGAGUACAUGGCAAUCUUUAGUCAUGAACAAAUGUAUGCAAUCCAUAUGGCAAAAUGUAAUCGAUUCAAAUACAUGUAUUCUUGAAUAAAGCAGUAAGUGGAAAAUGUU